AUGGGCGGACGUCCAAAGCUGUCCAAGGCGCAGAGGGCCGCGGCGAAAGCUGCCGAGGAUGCCGAGGCCUGGCGCGCCGAGACCGAGGCGGCUCUCAUUUUGCGAGAUGAUCCAGCACCGCCGCUUCCGAGCUGGCCAGAAGCGGUCGCCACGUUUGGCGCGUCGACCGUGGAGGCUUUGGCUGUGACGCACCCGAACGAGCUGGCCAACGCGUGCGCCUCGGCGACCGCCUUGCGGCUCUUCCUAUCCGUGCCGGCUGCCGGCGUCUUGCCAUGGCGUCACCGCGCUCAGGAGUCACUGGAGACGAGCCUGCAGCGGCUGGCGCUGGACGAUGAUCUGCAGGCGGACGUCAAGAGCUAUCGCGCUGCGACGCUGGCGGCCGGCAGGAGCGCCGCGCCGCCACAGCUGCAGCCGCUCGAGCCUCUCGCGGCGCUGGACGGGCUGCUCUUGGCGCUGUGGGGCGUGGGCCGGCGGCGGAGGGAGAAGCUUGCCCACCCGGUGGGGGUGAUGGAGGUGGCUGCCGCGGUGGCAUUCGGCCUUGCUAGCGUGAGUGAGCGCUGCCGCUCGCUGCUUCGCGCAGCGCCGGCUGAGGUGCGCCAGAGCUGGGGCGUCCGCGAGGAGUGGGUGCGGGGCGACGCGCCGGCGAAGACGCCGUGGCGCAAGGGCGGCUGCUCGCUGCUGCGCCUGCUUCGCGCGCGGUGGGUGGAGGCGGUCGCUGUCUCGGGAGGCUGCGACUGCGCGCAGCCGCCCGUUCGGGUCGCGCUGCUCGCCUGGCAGUAUGCUGGCCGCGACGCGGGCGCGCGCUGGCUCGCGUUUGCGGUUCCGAGCACCGCGGCGGCGGAUCUCUCGGACGCCGCGCUCGAGUCCUUCCGCGGCAGCCGCGUCGCCUACAUUGGCGAGUGGGGGAGUGGCAUGACGGGCACCCGCCACCUGCACGACGCCCUCUCCGAGCCAGCCUCGUGGGCACUGGAGGCGCACGUGCCGCUCCCAAACUUCGCAAAGCUGCGCAUCGCCCUCUACCUCUUCCGGAGGCGGGACCCCGACGCGCGAUCGGCGCAGCAAGCAGCUCCCCACCAGGCGGGCGGCAAGCGCAAGCGGCGCGACGCCGCCGAGAGCAUCGUCGGCUGCGACGUGUGCGGCAGUCGGCAGCGGCGCUUGUGGCGCUGCCCGUGGUCGCGCCAGCUGCUGGUGUGCGGCGAGGGCUGCUACGCCGCCGCAGAGCAGCGCCACACCGCCACGCUCGCCCUCUGCUUUUGCGGCGCCGCGCCAACGUUGCGGCCGCCGUUUGCUCUCUUCGAGGCAGCGGCGUGGUUGGAGCGGUCACAGGCGAGCGACGUAGAGUGGGACUCCCUUCGCGAUGCGACGCCGCAGGCCGAGCUCAAGCCGCCCGGCGCGCCGAGGCCGCGGGCGCACGGGUCGGUCGUCACGCGGAGGCAGUCCCGGUCGUGA
Messenger RNA from Emiliania huxleyi CCMP1516, 1449 nucleotides. RefSeq lists its product as hypothetical. NCBI's taxonomy places the organism in Eukaryota, Haptophyta, Isochrysidales, Noelaerhabdaceae. Bases 1 to 1449 code for a protein of 482 amino acids. The record is from RefSeq and is a predicted model, not a curated record. The transcript is spliced from 2 exons.